Blepharisma stoltei is the source of this 4563-nucleotide messenger RNA. The record is from the annotation of a GenBank genome assembly. NCBI's taxonomy places the organism in Eukaryota, Ciliophora, Heterotrichea, Heterotrichida, Blepharismidae.
AUGAGCAAACGACACGGAUCAAUUGAUUCAAAAACUCAUGGUCGGAGUCACCGCACUAAAAAGUCUUUACCUCCAAUUUCUCACCGUCUACGAGAUACUUCUGAUAAUCCGUCAAGAGUAUCUCCUUAUGAUAAAACAUCUGAACUAAAUCUUUACACAUAUUUCAACGAUAAAGCCUUUAUAUCUAAAGAACCAAGUAUCGCUCACAAAUUUUUCAAUAUCCAAAAGAGUUUUGAGCCAUAUUCCCCAACUUCUCCUUCUCCAGACUUAGUAUCAAAAUCCGUCAUAAUUCCAAACGAUACUCCAUCAUCAAAAGUACUUAUAAACUCAUCCUUAAAAGCUAUUGGAAAGCAUUCGAAAUGAGAAAUGAUGGAAAGAAUUGAAAAUUACGAAAUUAAAAAAGCACAAAAAAUAGCAUCGAAAAGGGAUUUUGAUAGCCUUAGCGAAGAAUUUUAUGGCUGGUUUCAAUGCUAUAACGAAAUUGUACCUUUGAUAAAGCUCCAGUCUGCAGAAGCAGCUAAAGCUUGCUCAAAAAUAUAGCUUCUUUUGUGUUUUUCCGUAUUAUUAUGGAAAUCUAACUUUAAGGGUAGAACUACUAGUCUUCUCUUAACGACUUAAAUGAUUUUGCUGGUUUAAAAAGCUUUAAAACUAAAUUAAUUGAUUAUUUAAAUGCCUAAGACAAUAAAAAAUGCAGAAGAAGCUAGUACUGCCCCUCAAAGAUAGAUUUUCCAUAAUACGAAAAAGCACGAAAAAAGCUAUAAAUGAUUAUGUUAUAACAUUAUUUUCAGAAAUUUCAAAUGAGUUUAAAAAUCAAAAAUUCCUAUUUAAAGAACAAAAAACAAAACUCGAGAAAACAAUUAGCGAAUUAGAAGAAAAGGUUCUGAAAUUCGAAGGGGUUUCUGAAGAAAAAAUAAAAUAUUCAAAGCUAGAAGAAGAAAAAAUCAAAAGAGAAAUCAAUGAAAUUUUUGGAGAAGAUGACGGCGAGUAUCAAAAUUUUCGACAAAAAGCAAAUAAGCUUUACAGUAUAAAAAGUGGUGCCACAACAGAAGCACUUCAUGAAAUAUACAAUGAUAUGGCUAAAGAAAGAGAAAUCCCUCCUUUACAAACGUAUGAGAACGUCCUUUUAAAGCCUGAAGAAAUUGAAAAAAGUUUAAUGAAAAAUUUUAAAACCUUACAGAGAAAUACAGCCCAAAGAGUUCUGAAAAUAUUUGAAUCCAAGCAAGUAAAGAUAGAAAAUUCUGCACAAACUGGAGAAAUUUAUAUCGAGCCUAUUCAGCAUGAGAAAGCUAUUAGCAGAAUUGAGGAGCUCGAAAAGCGCUUAAGUUAUUAGACUUAUAUAGAAGUUCACUGUAAUUCCUAAGGACUAUCUCCACCCGUGACGCCCCCUUUGCCUGCCCACCAGUUCUAAGUUUUUGCAUGACCUUAAAAAGAAUACUCCUGCCGGACAAGGGCUUGCACUUGCUCUCUGAUAGUUGUAUGAGCUGUGCUGUCGUGCUGCAUAUCAAUAAAGAUGAUCCACCACGACAUUUGGCUAAAUGGAAACUGGAAGACAGGACAUAACUCCUGGUUCCACGUUGGGAAACAUAGCUGCUUUGCUGGGAGUUCCUUUCCAACUCUCGGCUCCAUCCCUCUGAGGCAAAAAACCGCGAUUUAGAGCAAUAAUGAGUUCGGCCAACCCGACAUUGCGUUUCACCAAACCAAGAAAGCUGCUGGGAUGCACAUUCCUGAACGUCAUCCUCUCUUCCUCAAGGCCCCUACCUCUUGCCGCACUAAGGGCCAAGGACCGAGGGAGAGAGUGGAGGGCAAGUUCAGACUCUGUAAUGUGAAGGAAACUGAAAAGUAUGUGUUCAAUGAAUGCGAGCUAUAUGCAGAAAUAAGGAGAAAGGCCCGACGGAGGCUUACAAAUGUAGUAGGGGAGACCUCGGAAAGGCUGACGAUGUACACAUGGCUGAUUGCGGACUCCUCUGAGCUAAAGGGGCUUGCCAGCGAGAAGGAUCUGGAUGCUGUUGAGAGGGAACCAAGAGGGCACUGAUGGAAUUUGAUGAUUUCCUGAGAGGGAGCAGGCCGAACAGCAAACACAGAAGACUGGAGAGGAGGAGCAACUGGAAGACCUUGAAAAGGCAGGGAUUACGGAGGAGAUCGUACAGGAAAUCGAGUGGUGAAUUGCUGAAAAGAAAAGGAAGGAACUCCUAGUGGAAGAAAAGGCCUGGCGCACGACAGCGAUGGGCAUUGAGUCGUCCGGCUGCUAAAGGGUCAGAUGGUCUCCCUACGUGGCGGCCAGCCAGAAGAUCGCCACAGGGAGGUUUGCUUCCAUGGGAAGGGCUUGCUGCCCGGAGAAAACUGCCAGUGAUGGCUCUUUGGGGGUUGCUGGUCUUUUGGGGUCGAUGCUCCGGGAAGUUGUGUGGAGUUUGUGAGAGUUGUGGGAGCCGCGCGGGAGUUUUGGGAUUUUCUGGGAGUUGCAGGUAUUGUGGGCCGCUGACCCAGUCUGAGAUUGAGAAAGAAAGGUCCCGAUGAAAGCAGAGAGACUAUAUAGCAGUUGCUCGAUGAUGGCGCAUUGAGCGUCGUCAUCGGGCAACUGCUAUAUUUGAUUUAAUGCAAGAAUGGAUCAAUCUAUGAAAGCGAAGUUGAAAACUAAUGAAAGCGGAGUUGGGAGUUGCAUGAACGUGAAGUUGGAAGUCCUUUGAAAGCAAAGAAAAAAGAGGGAUCCUGGUAAAUGCAGAGAGACUAUAUUUGAUUGAAUGUGAAAAAGGAUCAAUCUAUGAAAGCGAAGUAGGAAGCUACUCGAACUGGAAACAUGCAGGAAAAUCAAAGAAAAUUAGGGUAGGGUAAAUAAACUUCUUCUUCAAGGUUCCUGCGCGCCCUGAUAGAUCCCAGCUACAGGAGUUAAGAGGGCGGGCUAGUUUACCUCGCCGUUUUAAUGUGUAUGAAAAGCUUGAAAAGCAAUUUCAAGAGUUAUCACAAGAGCAUAGCAAAAGCACAGAGCAGCUUUCACAUAUGGAAAAUUUAGCGAAAGAGAUAAACAACGAAAAAGAAAGCGUAACUAAUGCUUUGUAUAAAGCAAAACGAGAAAUUGAGGUACUGAUGGAGCAGAUUAAAGAUAUAGAAAAGGAUAAGGAAAGGAUUGUAGCAGAGCACGAAGCAAGAAAUUUAGAACUAAAUAAAAAAACUGCAGAAAGCAAAGAUUUAGAGCUAAAGAUUGACAAUCAAUUUGACAGAAUCGGAAGACUAGUACAAAAAACAGAAGAGUAUGAAAAGCUCUUAAAGCAAAGCCGAAAAAAAAUAAAAGAGCUAGAAAUGAAGGGCGCUCAAGAAUCCAAAGGAUCCCAGCUUAAAAUGCUGCUCGAAAAAUUGCCUUCAGAAAAUUCCAAAAGUCUGCUGAGUUCUCAGCACACUUCAAAAAACAACAUAACAGGAGAAAGCUCUAAAUCUAUCAUUAUUCCUCAGCCUGAGUACGAAUUCAUUAACGAAAAUAUCUCCCAAAUCGACACAGAGGAGCAAGCUCAAAAGAAUUUUAAUAACUCAGACUCAAGGACAACCCUUGAUUUUAAUACAAGAGCCGUAUCAAGAUUGAGCAUGGACACAAACUGUUCUCAAACGACUGGGGUUAGUCAAAUUAUAUCAAAGCACCAAUCCAAAAAUUCAUAUUUAAGCAAAGUAGAAGAAAAUCAGGCAAGCUUAAAGCCUAAUUCUACUCCUGUAAUGAAGAAAUAUUCAAAAAGAGAUAUGCAAGAGUAUCAGGAAACUGCAUAUAAUGAGGCAAAUAAUAAUUAUAACCGAUCUGAAGAAAUGGUGGAAUUAUCUCAUGCAGGGAGUAUUAGUGAAGAUGAUGGCUUGAAAUUAGACCCAAAAUGAGGACAAAAUGUUAAAAAUUCAGGGAGUCAAAAAUCAGUAUCUCAAUACACAAGCAAUAACUAUACUUUGGGAAGGUUUAUAGCCUUACCUUGAGCAUAGUGGUACCACGCUGAGUGAAAAAACUUGUGAACUCUCUUCUAACCGCUUACACGAAUAAUAAAUUAAUGCCUUAUGCUUUUAUUUUUCAACUUUAUGCUGGCCCCUCAGCAUGAAAAUGAUGGCAAUGACCUUUUUCUCGUGCUCAAUAAACUCCUAAAGAAGAUUAUAAGCCUUUCUAAGCUAUAUAUGAAAAUUACCAAUAGAGCGAAAACAGGCGAAAAUGGGAAUCCGAGACAAAUGCGGGAGGAAUCCUGCUCAACCUUAGAGCUAAGCAUAAAAAAUUCAAGAGAAAGCUCCAAAGGAAUUCAAUAUAACUGAGAAAAUCCAGAUGCUGAUUAUGAUUCUGACAAACUUUAUGACUCAAAUGGAAACCUUAUAUAUUUAGUUCCUUUUAAUCCUAAUAAUGUCUACGGAUUAAAAGGCGAUAACUACCAUCACACUUUAGCAAAGGUAUUCCAAGCACAGCCAGCAAUACCUGAAUUGAAAGAUUCUAUAAUAUUUAAGCCAAGCUAUAAUUUAGAAAAAGAAGCAGCUUCUGAUAACAGUAAAAAGAUACAGAAAAAGAAAAAUAAAACUAUGAAGAAAAAAUUACUAUCACCAUAUUUGCCAUAG